Molecule: messenger RNA, 1592 nt
Organism: Athene cunicularia (burrowing owl)
Lineage: Eukaryota; Metazoa; Chordata; Aves; Strigiformes; Strigidae
Gene: GLO1
Product: glyoxalase I
Exons: 5
Coding region: 38-487 (149 amino acids)
Molecular function (GO): lactoylglutathione lyase activity; metal ion binding
Source: RefSeq, a predicted model, not a curated record
ACCUAUUUUCCCCCAGGAUUUUUUGUUUCAGCAGACAAUGUUAAGAGUAAAGGAUCCUAAGAAGUCACUGGAUUUUUAUACGAGAAUUCUUGGAAUGACACUGCUUCAAAAAUUUGACUUUCCUACAAUGAAGUUCUCGCUGUAUUUCCUGGCAUAUGAAGAUAAAAAUGAUAUCCCAAAAGAUAAAACUGAGAGAACAGCGUGGACCUUCUCUAGAAAAGCUACACUUGAACUGACACAUAACUGGGGCACUGAAAAUGAUGAAAAUCAGUCUUAUCACAAUGGCAAUUCAGAUCCCCGAGGAUUUGGACACAUUGGAAUUGCUGUCCCUGAUGUCCAUAAAGCUUGUAAGAGGUUUGAAGAACUGGGAGUGAAAUUUGUGAAGAAACCAGAUGAUGGUAAAAUGAAAGGACUUGCAUUUGUCCAGGAUCCUGAUGGCUACUGGAUUGAAAUUUUGAAUCCUAACCACAUGGUGACUCUCACUUAGUUCUAAUGAAGUAUAUUAUAUAAUAGAUGCCCACUUUGAGCCCCCUGGAGAAAAUCCAUAACACUGUUAAAUUUUUGAUUAAUGGAGAGGAAUCAGUCGUGUUCAGAGUCUCCUCUAAAACUAUCCCCUUGGACCUCAGUGUACAUGAAUUCCUUUUUUCUUGCCCUGUGAUACCAGUGCAAUUUGUUUCUGAUUAGGAAUACUCAACAUUUUUUGGAAGACCGCUUACACAGAUUUUCCUCUUGAUUAUGCUAAUAUUUCACGAAACACUAUCAAAAGAUACACAUCUCACUCUGUUUCAAACUAACAACAAAGAAACCCUAUGUUACUACUGAUGUGCUUCAACAAGGAGGACAAAAAGCCCUUGAGAAUAUUUUUUUUGUGAAGUUAAAAGGGUGUGAAGUCUUCAGGAUCUAUCUUGUAUACUAGAAAAUAAAAUUUCAGAUUAACUUUGACUUGAGUAAUAGUAUGUUUAUGAAAGUCCUAAUUUUAUAUUAUGCCAGGCAAAACUCUUCAAGGAGUAGCCUUAAACAACCUUGCCUGGAACAAGAAACUUUCUGGAGGCAAUAAAUUGGUCCAGCAGAAAGAAUUCAGUCUUUCAGCUUCUGGCUGCUGAUUGACAGUCAAGGUAAGAGGUCUCAUAGUUGCUGACUCACAGUGAUCCUUCUCAUCUCUUCCAACACUGAAAAGAACUUGCUCACAAUUUUUAUUUCAGUGGAAGUCUGGGGCUAUAUUUAACUUAAAUGCUCUGUACAUUCUGCAUUAGGAAAUUAAUGAAAGAGUAGCAACAAUUUCCUACCAGUAGACAGUUUGAUCAGCCCUCUCAGAAUGAGUGAUGGUUACUGAAAUGAUACCUGUAAAGAGUGGGAAAACAUGUUUACAUAUGUUACACAGAUUGAUUUUACGCUCUUCCACCUGCUACAAGCAGUGUAAACUAUGUCAGGUUUUGAAAUCCCGUUGUUCCUUCCAAUAAGAAAGAAACCCUCUGUCCUGUCUUACUGUGUUUUGAGUAGCACUCAACUCCUGCUAAGUCUUCAGUUAUUUGACUGUUGAAUAGUGUAAUGGCAUUGCAGUUCACUUCCAAAUAAAGCACUGCCGCAAACUA